This is a messenger RNA of Eutrema salsugineum, 1811 nucleotides long. RefSeq lists its product as uncharacterized. Lineage: Eukaryota; Viridiplantae; Streptophyta; Magnoliopsida; Brassicales; Brassicaceae. Gene Ontology annotation, molecular function: RNA nuclease activity. The record is from RefSeq and is a predicted model, not a curated record. Bases 20 to 1615 code for a protein of 531 amino acids. Gene Ontology annotation, cellular component: peroxisome. The transcript has 5 exons. Gene Ontology annotation, biological process: regulation of gene expression.
GUUUCGGUGGAGAGCGAGGAUGUGGUGGGAUAAGAACGAUACGGCGAAGCAUGAAAACAAGAAGGCUAAAAUAUCGGUGUGGUGGGACAUGAAGGGGUGUCCGAUUCCGGAGGGGUAUGAUGCUCGUUGGGUCCGUCCGAGUAUAGAAAGGGCGUUCAAGAAGCUAGGCUACUAUGGUCGUGUCUCCAUGACUGGCUAUGGCGACCAAAAACAAACCCCUUGUGAGCUCCUGCAAGGGCUCUCUUCCACCGGAGUCGCUGUUGCACAUACCAAAUCCGAAACCAUAUGCUCACUCAUGUACUCGGAUAUGCUGGAGUGGCGAGCUCAUAAUCCUCCUCCGGCUACAAUGAUGCUCAUAUCCGAUCAGGUGGAGGAUGUCUUCGCUUGGGAUCUGGCCCGUCUACAACAACACACGCAAUACAACCUUUUUCUGGCUUCUCCAUCUAUGCCUUCACGUUCUUCGGUACUGCACACUUCUGCAAGGUGGGCCUGGGAAAGCUUACUUCUUGAGUCCCCCAAAAGUCUUGAGUCCCCAAAACGCAGCGCACUUAGCAGUCAAUUAUCUGUCAAGUUUUCCUUCAAAAGCAGCGCACUUGAGUGCACUAGCGGUCAAUUAUCCGCUGCCAAGUUUUACUGCAAACCGUGCUGCUUCCAUGGCCAAAGCCCGGCGGGUUUCAGGAAGCAUAUCUCGAGUAAAAUGCAUGCAGUGAAGGAGGUUUUAAACCCUUUGUAUGAAGAACUUGACUCUCAAACGAGCAAGUGGGGAAAGAACUACGCGGCCAAGCCCGAAUACGCCACGGCUCAAAUAGCCGUGUGGUGGGACAUGAUAGACUGUCCCAUUCCCGAGGGUUAUGAUGCUCGUCGGGUCCGUCCGAGUUUAGAAGCGGCGUUCAAGGAACUAGGCUACUCUGGUCCUGUCUCCAUCACUGCUUUCGGCGACCUCAAUCAAGCCCCUGAUCACCUCUUGCGAGGGCUCUCUUCCACUGGAGUCGCUCUUGCACAUGCCAUUCCCGAAGUCAUAUACUCGCGCAUGCUUUCAGCUAUGGCCACCUGGAAAACACAUAAUCCUCCUCCGGCUACAAUAAUGUUCAUAUCCGAUGAUCUGAACCGGCUCUACUCAGAUACUAUUGCCCGGGAACAACAAGAGAAUAAAUACAACCUUUUUAUGGCAUAUUCAUAUAGGCCUCACAAAAUGUCAGUCCUCGUCACUUCUGCAGAGUGGCUCUGGGAAAGCUUAUUACUUGCAGGCGCGCCUCGAUGGGGACUUCACAAGUGCAGUCAAAGCUCAACAAUCCCACGGGAGAACACUACCGAAAUGUUUGUCUGCCGCGUGUGCAUUUGUGAUUGCAAAAGCCUUGAUGAUUUCACCAACCAUCUCUCAAGUGAAAAUCAUGCACAGGAAGAGGCUUAUAUUUAUGCGUGUAGGCGAGCAGCCAAGUUCGACAUACGCUACCGGAUAAAGGAUGAAGUACUCGAAAAUUUUCCAGAGAGCAAACGUUUGAGGAAAGCAUGUGGGACGGGUUUUGGUCAUCUUCAUAAUCAUUUACAUGUUGUUACCAAUCGUGGGUCUCGACUUAGGGCUCGAAAAUCUCACACCUCCAAGAAAGAUUGGUGAAAUUGUUACUCAAGUGAUCAGUCCCUGGAAGCUGCUCUUACUUUUCGUUUCUGUCUAUGUUUCAAUUUCAACUAUUUAUUUUUCAUUUCGUGUUCUUGUUUGAAACAAUGGUUUAUCUAUAUAAGUCGAUCGUAUUAUUCGCUUAUGUAUUAGAACAAAACAUCUAAUUUAUCGAAAUGACAAUAUUAAAACCCUA